AUGUCGCCAUACGAUUCAACACAUCCUUCUCGCCCAGCGCUAGCGAGAAAGCGUACCUCGGAAAGAGAGCCCACGGAAAAGCCUGCACUCGAUCCUGAAUCGCCCUCCGACAGCCAAGAUGGCAAAGGAAGGACAAGGGCACGCAUCAACAUGGCCUGCAUUCACUGCCGUCACCGGAAAAUCAAGUGCGACGGAUCCCAACCAGCAUGUGCUACCUGCGUGCGUCUGCGCAGGGAGUGCGAAUACGAACCCGUCACAGAGUACGAGAACCUCAUGUCUCGAGAGCGUAAGCGACGAAACAAGGAGAAGAAGGCGGCGCGCAUGGCCUCGCUUGGCAUCUUUGCCGGCCAUUCACCCUUGUCCAUGUUGCAUCCCACUACCACGCUUGGUAUGCCUUCAUCAUCGCUCCAUCAUUACAGCGACCUUUCGCAACCCAGCUUAACGCCUUUGUUCCUAUCGACGACAGACGAAGGCCAAGAUGUCGAGUCGCAGUUUGGUCCGCGCCGACGUCGCGGCAUCUCUGAUACGCGAGCAGCUACCUUGCAGCACCGGCUGGGCGCCAUGACCUCCCAAAUUCUUGAACCGGCCGUCCAACAAGCCUCUGUGUCGCAACCACACACACCUGUGCAGGCACAUCGCUUCUUUGAGUCGCUCGCAUCUCUACCAGUGCAGCACGAAAUCCCCUCGGCUGCAACCGAAUAUUAUUCUGGGCCCUUGUCAGCACCAUUGAUGCCACCGGCUAGCUCAGCACCUUUCUCCGCUCUGCCAACACCUACGACUUCUACUGCGCUUUCUUACCACGAGCAAAUGACGACGUCGCAUCAGAUCCUCGAUCUUAUGGGUCUCGGCUCGUCCUCUUCGAUGCCCACUCUCCCCUCUGGACGUGUCAGCGCCAACGAGGCCGACUUAGACUUGGGAAUAGUCGACAUGUCGGGCGUUCCUACGGUGGUACCCACUUCGGCGCACGUUCGUCCGGUUGACCUUCCUGCACCUCAUGGACAUUUCGACUUCGCUAGCGUCCCGUUUCCCACGCUCGAGACCUUCUCGUUGGAGCUUCCGUUUGCUUCUUUGCGCAGGCGUAGCUCUAUCCAUCUUCCUGUCGGAACCGCCGAUGCAUUCAGAAGGCCUUCGGUGGCAGAGAUCGCCACGGCUGCGCUCAUGCAAAAAGUAGCCGUCAAACGCGCCGAAAAAUUCAACACCAAGCAACUCGCUGAUGAACUGCUGACUCCAGACACCACCGGUAUUGUAGCAUGGAAUGCCCACGUCCAAUCGCAAAUGCCUGCCUUUCUGGAUUCGUGGAGCGGCUUCCACCAUGCAAGCGACGUGAUUUCAUCCCAACCGGCGAGCACAUCGGACUACGUCAACCCUGACGUGACAGCAGGUCGCUCCAAUUCGGAGGGCCUUGUCUCCCUUGGCCCUUUGUCACCGCCUUCCGUGCUGGCCUCUGGUUUGGUCAACGUCGGAAACGAGCCCGUCACCGAGGAAGUUAGCACAGCCUCAUCUUGCAGCACUGCCGACACCGCGUCACUCAAUGCGGAAACUUCCAGGCUGGAGCACUCUUACUUUGCUGGCGCCACAGUGAAAGGCGGUCAGGCCUCGCGCGAGAUUUCGCCAUUCGCGCUCUCUCCUUUGUCGGCCAACAGCAGCGCUGGUAACCACAGCUCGCUACUACCACAGGGGGACUGGUCCUCAUCGGUGCCCUUGCUUUCCCCCGUCACGGAACUCAACAACACUUUCCACAGUUUCAACAUCUUCCCCACCGCCACCUCGGCCGCUGACUAUCCACACCAGUUCAAGACUGAAGACGACGGCCCCCUUUCAAUGGCUUUCCACCCAAACUUUUGA
Messenger RNA from Mycosarcoma maydis (corn smut), 1845 nucleotides. RefSeq lists its product as uncharacterized. Gene Ontology annotation, biological process: regulation of DNA-templated transcription. The coding region runs from base 1 to 1845 and encodes 614 amino acids. The record is from RefSeq and is a predicted model, not a curated record. Gene Ontology annotation, cellular component: nucleus. NCBI's taxonomy places the organism in Eukaryota, Fungi, Basidiomycota, Ustilaginomycetes, Ustilaginales. The transcript is spliced from 2 exons. Gene Ontology annotation, molecular function: DNA-binding transcription factor activity, RNA polymerase II-specific; zinc ion binding.